AUGGAUGGUCUGCCUUGGCAUCUCCAGCGGAGCUAUCUGAAGUCGGAGUGGCACCGGAAUACCUUCUCACCUGUUCUGCCAAACGUUCGCCAGCCACCUGAAGGUCGAACGCAUCAAGGCGAAGAGAAGGUCAAGGAACUGCGGCCCAGAUCAGCCGGAACUCGCCGAGAUCAAGCCCUCGACCCAAGCGUGCGUCAGGUUUGCCGGCUUCUGCCCCUUCCGAGGAUACAAGAUAUCAGCGGCUCCUCUAUAGCAGACCAGGGUGUUUUUCAGGAGGUUGCUCUUGACAACGAUGCGAAGCUCCUGGAGGUGCUGAGCAAAGAGGAUGUAAACGACAUCGUUGCUGACAGCAUCCAGCGCAUCUGGCUCUCCGACUUGCCAUGGCUUUCGACGAGGUCUCUGGUGCCCAUGGCCGGGAACUUGAGGGAGCUGCAAGAGCUGAGCCUCCGUGGGACGCGCGCCGACGAGAAGUCUCUUGCCGAGAUCCUUGCAGGCUGCGGCAAGCUGGAGCGCUUGGACGUCAGCUGCUGCGCGCUGACGGAGAUCUCCUGUGUCGUGCAGCUGAAAGCUUUACGAGAGCUCAGGGCGGCGCACUGCCCUGCCGUCACAGAGGAGUUCGUGGGAUCCCUCUGCCGACUUCGACGCCUUGAGGCGGUUGACCUUUCAUAUUCGACGGGUGUCAGUGAUCAGGCACUGGUUCAGAUGGCAGCAGGGUGCAUGAGGCUGACACGUCUUGCACUGGUGCGCUGUCCACGGCUCGGCGAUGCAGGCCUCCUGGCCAUAACACAAGCCAAUCCAGGUCUGGUGCACCUGCAGCUUGCUCUGAACCCUGACCAGUUCUCUGACGACAUGACUUCUCAGGCGAUGGUCAAUCUGAAAAGACUGCGUGUUCUAGACCUGACCAAUUGUCCACAGUUGAGCAGACAAUUGCCGUUUGCCAUCGCGAAGCAAUGCGAGUACUUGGAGGAUCUAAGCUUGGCUUCCUGUCCAAUGCUACGAGAUGAUCAUGUCCGGCGCAUCUUGAUCUGCUGCAAGCGGCUGCAGCGGCUGGAUCUAUCAGGCUGCAAGAUUCUUUCUGUGACGCCCUUUCUGGAGGUUGUAUCUCAUGCGCACUCACUUCGACGCCUGAACCUUUCGCACAUACCUGCAAUCACAGAUCAGGCCGUGGCUGCCAUCUACAGAGCCUCUAUGGCUGGCGACAGUGGUUUCGAUGCUGCUGCUAUGGCAGCAAACUUGCGUGCCGCAGCUGCAGCAGAAGAUGAGGAGGAAGAAGAGGAGGGAAGCGAAGUUGGCAGCGAGGAGUCCGCAGGUGAGGAGGCCAAAUCAAGCCCGGACGUAGGAACAACAGUGGCGGCUGCCGUGCCGGAGCUGCAGACAGGGGUUGGCCUAUUGGAGACCAAGCUUGUCAUCGAUCGUUUCGCACAGCACCGUGCAGGUCCUCACGAUUUCAAGGAUGUGAUUCAUGUGUGGCGACAGAAAGGGGCCAAGAAAGGUCGCAAGAAGAAGAAAGGAGCGAAGAAAGGGAAGAAGUAG
Molecule: messenger RNA, 1533 nt
Organism: Symbiodinium necroappetens
Lineage: Eukaryota; Dinophyceae; Suessiales; Symbiodiniaceae
Source: the annotation of a GenBank genome assembly